AUGUCUGACGUCAAAUUCAAGCUCAACACUGGCAACGAGAUUCCAGCCAUCGGCCUCGGAACGUGGCAAUCCAAGCCCGGCGAGGUCCAAAACGCCGUCUCGUACGCCCUGCAAAACGGGUACAAGCUCAUCGACGGCGCGUACUGCUACGGCAACGAGGACGAGGUCGGCCAAGGCCUCGAGCAGGCCUUCCGGGCCGGCGUCAAGAGGGAGGACGUGUUUGUCGUGAGCAAAGUCUGGACGACGUACAACACGCGCGUGGCCCAAGGCCUGGACAAGAGCCUGAAGAGCCUGGGACUCGAGUACGUCGACCUGUACCUCGUUCACUGGCCUCUCUUGAUGAACCCGCAGGGCAACGACGACAAGUUCCCCAAGCUGGCUGACGGAUCGCGCGACAUCAUCCGCGACUGGGACCACGUCGAGGCGUGGAGGCAGAUGGAGGACGUGUUUGCUUCCGGCAAGGCCAAGGCCAUCGGUGUCUGCAACUACAGCAAGAAAUACCUCGAGCAGCUUCUCCCCCAUGCCAAGGUCACGCCGGCCGUGAACCAGAUUGAGAACCACCCCAGUCUGCCGCAGCAGGAGAUUGUCGAUCUGUGCAGGGACAAGGGCAUCCACGUCAUGGCUUACAGCCCGUUUGGCAGCACCGGCGGUCCGGUGAUGAGCGCCGAGCCUGUUGUCAAGUUGGCUGAGAAGAAGGGCGUGAGCGCUUCGACGAUUCUGCUCAGCUACCACGUCUCCCGCGGCAACACCGUCCUGGCCAAGUCCGUGACGCCGGCCCGCAUCAAGGCCAACCUCGAGAUUGUCCAGCUGGAUGCCGACGAGUUGAAGAGCCUGAACGACUACUCCGACGAGCUUGCCAAAAAGGGCGAGCUGAAACGCUACGUGUACCCGCCGUUCGGUGUAGACUUUGGGUUCCCGGACAAGCAGUAG
This is a messenger RNA of Ustilaginoidea virens, 930 nucleotides long. RefSeq lists its product as uncharacterized. Lineage: Eukaryota; Fungi; Ascomycota; Sordariomycetes; Hypocreales; Clavicipitaceae. Bases 1 to 930 code for a protein of 309 amino acids. Gene Ontology annotation, molecular function: aldose reductase (NADPH) activity. The transcript has 6 exons. The record is from RefSeq and is a predicted model, not a curated record. Gene Ontology annotation, cellular component: cytosol.